GCCAGAAGUCAUUUGUCUGGACUGUUUGUCUUUUAAUUUUUAUUUUAUUUUUUAUUUUUCAUAAACCUAAGCUGCUCAGCUGGGAUGGAAACAUUAGCACUCUCUCUUUGUCCUUGAAGCGGCAGCCAGGGGAAUGUGUUCAUGAUGGUAAACUGCAGCAGUGUGCAGGGAAUCUGUGGAGGGUGACUGACAAAUUUGGGCAAGAUGAAUCCUUGGCAUGCUGAGGGUGCACUCUCAGAAUCCGGAAGGGCCGGGGCUGGGCGGCCCACAUAGCAAACUAUUCUCUCUUUCCAGGUGAAGACGAGCACCCCUGUUUAAGUUUAUCUAUUCAUGGGGCUGAAAAGUGUUUGCAAAUCCAUCAACGGCGAAGUGUGGCAAGCCGCCCAGGAUCACGUCGCCUGCCUGUGGUUAGGCAUUCCUCACUUCCACCAGGCAGAAGGUCAAUAAAAAUGGAGGCAAGCUCUUCUGGAAUCACUAGUGGGAAAACCAAAGUCUUCCACCCAGUGGCCAAGGAUGUCAAUAUUCUUUUUGAUGAAUUAGAAGCUGUCAACAGCCCUUGCAAAGAUGACGAUUCUCUGCUUCAGCCUGGAAACCUAACCAGUACUUCAGAUGAUGCUAGCAGAUUGGAAGCAGGAGAGACAGUGCCAGAAAAAAACAAAUCAAAUGGACUUUACUUCAGAGAUGGAAAGUGUCGAAUUGACUAUAUUCUUGUGUACAGAAAAUCCAACCCACAGACCGAAAAGAGAGAAGUAUUUGAAAGAAAUAUUAGAGCAGAAGGAUUACAAAUGGAGAAAGAGUCCUCUCUAAUAAAUAGUGACAUUAUCUUUGUGAAGUUGCAUGCCCCAUGGGAAGUGCUUGGAAGAUAUGCAGAACAAAUGAAUGUAAGAAUGCCUUUCAGGAGAAAAAUCUAUUACCUGCCCCGCCGGUACAAGUUCAUGAGCAGGAUCGAUAAACAAAUAAGCAGGUUUCGGAGAUGGUUACCUAAGAAGCCCAUGAGGCUGGACAAGGAGACACUGCCAGACCUGGAGGAGAAUGACUGCUACACUGCCCCUUUCAGCCAGCAAAGGAUCCACCACUUCAUCAUACACAACAAAGACACUUUCUUCAACAAUGCCACAAGAAGUAGAAUCGUACAUCAUAUUUUACAAAGAAUAAAGUAUGAAGAAGGAAAAAACAAAAUUGGUCUGAAUCGUUUGCUUACCAAUGGCUCCUAUGAAGCUGCAUUUCCUCUGCAUGAGGGAAGUUACAGAAGUAAAAACUCCAUUAGAACCCACGGAGCGGAAAACCACCGACAUCUGCUCUAUGAGUGCUGGGCCUCCUGGGGCGUGUGGUAUAAAUACCAGCCUUUGGAUCUUGUAAGGCGGUACUUUGGAGAGAAGAUUGGGUUGUAUUUUGCCUGGUUGGGCUGGUACACCGGCAUGCUCUUCCCAGCUGCCUUCAUUGGAUUGUUUGUCUUUUUGUAUGGAGUCAUUACUCUGGAUCACUGCCAAGUCAGUAAAGAAGUCUGCCAAGCUACAGAUAUCAUCAUGUGUCCCGUGUGCGAUAAAUAUUGUCCAUUCAUGAGGCUGUCAGAUAGCUGCGUUUAUGCCAAGGUAACUCACCUCUUUGAUAAUGGAGCCACUGUCUUCUUUGCUGUCUUCAUGGCAGUCUGGGCAACAGUUUUCCUGGAGUUCUGGAAAAGACGGCGAGCCGUAAUUGCCUAUGACUGGGAUCUGAUAGACUGGGAAGAAGAGGAGGAAGAAAUACGGCCCCAGUUUGAAGCCAAGUACUCCAAGAAAGAGCGAAUGAAUCCCAUUUCGGGAAAGCCAGAACCAUAUCAAGCAUUUGCAGAUAAAUGCAGCCGACUUAUCGUUUCUGCAUCUGGGAUAUUUUUUAUGAUCUGUGUGGUGAUUGCUGCCGUGUUCGGGAUCGUCAUUUACCGGGUGGUGACUGUCAGCACUUUUGCUGCCUUCAAGUGGGCAUUAAUCAGGAAUAACUCUCAGGUUGCAACCACAGGGACUGCCGUGUGCAUCAACUUCUGCAUCAUUAUGCUGCUGAAUGUGCUUUAUGAAAAAGUUGCGCUUCUUCUGACAAAUUUAGAACAGCCUCGCACAGAGUCUGAGUGGGAGAACAGCUUCACCCUGAAAAUGUUUCUUUUCCAAUUUGUCAAUCUGAACAGCUCCACAUUUUACAUCGCAUUCUUCCUUGGAAGAUUUACAGGACACCCAGGUGCCUACUUGAGGCUGAUAAACAGAUGGAGACUAGAAGAGUGCCACCCUAGUGGAUGCCUUAUUGAUCUCUGUAUGCAAAUGGGUAUUAUAAUGGUGCUAAAGCAGACCUGGAAUAAUUUCAUGGAACUUGGCUACCCGUUAAUUCAGAAUUGGUGGACCAGAAGGAAAGUACGACAAGAACGUGGGCCUGAAAGAAAAAUAAGUUUCCCACAGUGGGAAAAGGACUACAAUCUUCAGCCCAUGAAUGCCUAUGGACUCUUCGAUGAAUACUUAGAAAUGAUUCUUCAGUUUGGAUUCACAACUAUCUUUGUGGCAGCUUUUCCCCUAGCACCACUUCUGGCCUUACUGAAUAACAUAAUUGAAAUUAGACUCGAUGCUUACAAAUUUGUCACACAGUGGAGGCGACCUUUAGCUUCAAGGGCCAAAGACAUAGGAAUUUGGUAUGGCAUCCUUGAAGGCAUUGGAAUUCUCUCGGUUAUUACAAAUGCAUUUGUCAUAGCGAUAACAUCUGACUUUAUCCCUCGCUUGGUGUAUGCUUAUAAGUAUGGACCUUGUGCAGGCCAAGGAGAAGCUGGACAAAAGUGCAUGGUUGGCUAUGUAAAUGCCAGCUUAUCUGUGUUUCAAAUUUCUGACUUUGAGAACCGAUCUGAGCCUGAGUCUGAUGGCAGUGAGUUCUCGGGGACUCCUCUCAAAUACUGCAGAUACCGAGACUACCGUGACCCUCCUCAUUCACUGGUGCCCUAUGGCUACACACUGCAGUUUUGGCAUGUUCUAGCAGCUCGAUUGGCUUUUAUCAUUGUGUUUGAGCAUCUCGUGUUUUGUAUAAAGCACCUCAUUUCAUAUCUGAUCCCAGACCUCCCAAAAGAUCUAAGGGAUCGAAUGAGAAGAGAGAAGUACUUGAUUCAGGAGAUGAUGUAUGAAGCAGAGCUGGAGCGUCUCCAGAAGGAACGAAAGGAGAGGAAGAAAAAUGGAAAAGCACACCACAAUGAGUGGCCGUGACCAGGUAGUCAUUCAUUUCCAAGCCAAGGACCUGAAUUCUGUUUACUUCUCCCAGCUGUGCAAAAGCACAUUCAAGUGAAUGACUAAAACGCAACCGCAGUGCAUGUCGCAGACAUUGGCAGCAGCAGGGUUGUCAGCACCCUUAAAGGACUACCUGGGAAAUCACGCUGCUGGGAAAUCACAUUGCAGCACACAAUUGCUAUCUAUCCAUAGACCAUUCUUGACCAAGCAAGCAUGCACGUCAUGGGCAGUUACAUUCUCAAGUUUUUAAAACCAAGGGGAACUUGUAUACUGGGCCUGUUUUUCAGCCUGUUUGCUACCUUUUUUGCAUUCUACCCCAUGUGAAUUUUACAGACACUGGGCUAAUAAGGGUAUUCAGACACCUGGACACACAUUCCUAGAAUGUCAUCAUAUGGUCCUACUUCCAUGUCACCAAACGAAACAGACAAGACCCUGUUUACAACUUUUUCUUUUUUUUUUAAUUUCAGAUCUUUCUGAGAUUAUUAUAUAUGACAUAUCUAUAGCUAUGUGUAUGGCCAUAGAUGUAUUUCUGUGUGUACAUAUGUAUAGUCCUGUAUUCUUACAUAUGUACAUACAAAUACAGAGAUAUAUAAAGUACAUAGCAAUUCCUUACUUGUAAAUAGCCAAAGGGUACUGACAUGAAUGAUAAAUUUUCACAUUUAAAUAGUCAUCAACAUGAAGCCAUGUUUAAUGCUUGUAUAAUGUGAUGCAAUAAAAUUUAAAAUAAAUUUAUGCACAUGGAA
Odobenus rosmarus divergens (Pacific walrus) is the source of this 3973-nucleotide messenger RNA. RefSeq names its product anoctamin 4 (gene ANO4). Gene Ontology annotation, cellular component: plasma membrane. Lineage: Eukaryota; Metazoa; Chordata; Mammalia; Carnivora; Odobenidae. Gene Ontology annotation, biological process: chloride transmembrane transport. Gene Ontology annotation, molecular function: protein dimerization activity; chloride channel activity. The coding region runs from base 450 to 3209 and encodes 919 amino acids. The transcript is spliced from 28 exons. The record is from RefSeq and is a predicted model, not a curated record.